Molecule: messenger RNA, 2300 nt
Organism: Lolium perenne
Lineage: Eukaryota; Viridiplantae; Streptophyta; Magnoliopsida; Poales; Poaceae
Source: RefSeq, a predicted model, not a curated record
CUCGCACUCCUCCGCCCCACCCUCCCCUCCACCUCAUCCCUGUCCGCAACGCCCGGCCUGUGGCGGCUCAUCCCCUCCCACCUUCCUCCGGCAGCCUUUUCAUCCUCGACGCCUCCCCUUUCCUUGCCGACGGAUCGCAGUCGCAGCAGAUUAUUUUUGCGAUAAACAGUAGAAGUCCAGCCUAAUUGUUCAACAAUGGAGACAAUACACAAAAAUAAGGCAUUAAAAGCUGGUUCGCAUGUGGAUAAUGAUGCAGCUGAAGAUAAAUCAAGUGCUGUUGAAUGCGAUCCGUGGAACCCUCCCUUUCCUCCCUAUGAUUCUUCUACUCAUAAAUCCUUCUCAGAGUGGCGCAAACAAAGAAGCGCUAUGCUCAUAGUCUCCAGAGCAACCAAUAUAAUUAUCCCGGAUCGUACUCCUAAGAUUGCGAAUUCUGAGUUCUACAAGUUAUAUCCCGACUUGUUGCCCAUCCUGGAGAAAGAUAGUGCCCAGUGCUUCCUUCGCUUGUACGCCGACUACAGGUACAACAUGGCUCGUAAUUACAUCAUUAUCCCAGAAGUCCUCAACCAGAUGAUUGUUGAAGAUGCCCUGAAUUGUGCAAAAGUUGUCCUGGAGGGCAAGGCUCCUGUGCUCGAAGGUUUCCGUGCGAAUCCGAACUGUAUGAAUCAGUAUGGAUACUUCCCCCUGCACGAAGCUACAGAAAGGUUCUCUGUUGAAAUGAUCAAGUUACUCCUCCAUCAUGGUGCGUUGACUAAUUUACGCACAGCGGGCGAUUUAGUCAUUGAGGGCCUACUCCCACUCCAUGUUGCGGUUGAGGAUACUUGCUUGCACAAGUAUCUGCAGGAUAAUCUACUUCCCAACCAGGAGCACCCCAAUCAUCCAACAAAGGAAGAUGCCAACUUUGUCUAUAAGAUUAUUUAUCUUCUGUGCCUACCCGAGAUGAAAAUUUUCUUGAAUACUACCAGAUUACUUUCUGAACAUACAAAUAAUCUAGUUGAGGAGGUCUGGAAUUAUAUAAAGGAUGGGAAACUGUUGCAAACAGCAGUUCUGCUCCUGGCAGCUCAAGCACAUAUACAUGUGAUUGAUGGAUUUUCUACUAUCAUUACUCGCAUUGCUGAAGAAAGCACUACCAUAAAAUUUGAGAUUAGUCAAGACGAAAAGGAAAAGCUGGAUUUGGAGGCGAAGUGUCAACAUUUGUUAUCUGCAUUGUUGCUUGUCCAAAUAAUUGACAAAGCUGGCAACGCUCUUGAUUUGUGCAUUCAGAGGCGUAAAGAGGUGGCUCAAACAAAAGUCCUUGAACGUGUUUCACAGAUUCUUAAUGGUUGUGGGUUUUUCCCUACUGGAGGAGUCAUCCGCAUUGGAAGCCUCUGCCCUUAUGAAUGGUCGCCGUUGCCCGGAGAUGAACUGCCCAAAGAAGAUGGUGGGUGUAGAUGUGGCUAUAUAUUGUUACCCAGAGGUGAAACACCUCAUCUCUGUCGUGCAUAUAAGGAUAAUCUUUAUAGGUAAAACUAUGCAUAUAGUAUGCGCACGGCCAGCUAAGUAGCACCGAUAUGGGGAUACGCAUAUGCUGACACAGGACACGUCAUUUUCCAGAAACAGUCAUACAGGGAUACGGGUUGCAUGACCAAAAGAAGAGAACAAAAUUGGGCAGAGAAUGCAAAUGCUAGUAAUCAAAUUCGAAUUAGUCAUAAUCACAAUCAUUUUGGUACGAUUACCCCAAAUAUACUGCAACCCUGUAGAUUGUAAAAUAUUAUCCACUGCCAGACUUGACAACUAGAGCUCUUUCUUGUUAUUGAGAUAACUAAAGUACUUCCCACAUCCUAAAUUAAGUGACUCAGUUUUGUCUAGAUUAGCAUGUAUCUACACACUAAAAUGCGUCUAGAUACAUGUGAAUCUAGACAAAUCCGGGUCACUUAAUUUGGGACAGAGGAAGUACAUUGUUUACCAACUUGCUUGAUCUUACUGUUAGUGAAUAAUUUAUGCAAUCUAUUUGGGUCCACUGGUCGAAUUUACUCAAAUAUUGCUAGCGAAAAGCUGGUAGGAAGAGCAAAAGCAUGUUUCACGUGCUAUAUUUCAGACGUGCAACUUACCAUGUUACUUAUCCAUGCUUUUCAAGUACUUUCAAAGAACAUUGUAAACACUCUAUGCAUCAAUAAUGCAGAUAAUAUGUAUAUUUUCAAGUUAAUGCUACUGGGCAGGCAACCUGAAAUAUGUGAAUAUUUGGGAUUUAUUCAAUUGAGUGGAAAAGGUAGUGGUGGGUGGUUUAAUAAGCUUUUUACAAUCAACUGAUGUUUAGACCUUUU